Molecule: messenger RNA, 1371 nt
Organism: Xiphophorus maculatus (southern platyfish)
Lineage: Eukaryota; Metazoa; Chordata; Actinopteri; Cyprinodontiformes; Poeciliidae
Product: mucin-2-like
Exons: 5
Source: RefSeq, a predicted model, not a curated record
CCAACCACAACUACAGUAGCUCCAACCACAACAACAGAGACACCAACCACAACCACAGCAGCUCCAACCACAACCACAGCGGCUGCAACCACAACAGUUUCUCCAACCACAACCACAGCUUCUCCAACCACAACCACAGCUGCUCCAACCACAACAACAGAAGCUCCAACCACAACUACAGUAGCUCAAACCACAACAACAGAGACACCAACCACAACCACAGCAGCUCCGACCACGACAACAGAAGCUCCAACCACAACUACAGUAGCUGCAACCACAACAACAACAGAGGCACCAACCACAACUACAACAGCAGCUCCAACCACAUCUACAGCUGCUCUGACCACAACAACAGUAGCUCCGACGACAAACACAGCGGCUCCAACCACAACCACAAGUGCUCCAACCACAACAACAAUUCCUUCAACCACAACAGCUCCUCCAACCACAACCACAGCUGCUCCAACCACAACCACAGAAGCUCCAACCACAACUACAGUAGCUCCAACCACAACAACAGAGACACCAACCACAACCACAGCAGCUCCAACCACAACCACAGCGGCUGCAACCACAACAGUUUCUCCAACCACAAACACAGCAGCUCCAACGACAACCACAGCUUCUCCAACCACAACCACAGCUGCUCCAACCACAACAACAGAAGCUCCAACCACAACUACAGACAACAACAGUUUCUCCAUCCACAACAACACAGCUACUCCGACCACAACAACAGUAGCACCGACGACAACAACAGCUGCUCCAACCACAACAACAGAAGCUCCAACUGCAACUACAGUAGGUCCAACCACGACAACACAGACACCAACCACAACAACAGCAGGUCCAACCACAACCACAGCGGCACCAACCACAACAGUUUCUCCAACCACAACCACAGCAGCUCCGACCACAACAACAGUUCGUCCAAUCACAACAACAUUAGCUCCGACGACAACAACAGCAUCUCCAACCACAACCACAGCUGCUCCACCAACAACAGAGGCACCGUUCACAACAACAGUAGCUCCGUCGACAACAACAGCAACUCCAACAACAACUACAGCUACUCCAACAACAACAGAUGCACCAACCACAACUACAGUAGCUGCAACCACAACCACUGCUACUCCAACCACAACAGUUGCUCCAACAACCGCUGCUCUGACUACAACAACAGUUGCUCCAACCACAACAACAGUAGCUCCGACAACAACAGCAACUCCAACCACAACCACAGAAGCUACAACUACAGUACCUCCAACCACAACAACACAGACACCAACUACAACAACAGAGGCUCCAACCACAACUACAGUACUUCCAACCACAACAACAGAGACACCAACCACAACUACAGCUGCUCCG